AUGCCACGAAAGCAUAAAACAGCUUCAACAAAUAAUCAUUCAACUACAUCAAUGAAAAAAUUCAAAGAUAAACCAACAUACAAAAUUAUUGUAUUAGGAAGCGGUGGAGUUGGCAAAUCAGCAAUAACUAUUCAAUUUGUCAAAUCAUUUUUUUUCUCGGAUUAUGAUCCAACAAUUGAAGAUUCUUAUGUAAAACAAUGUUUAAUUGAUAAUCAAAUUGCUCAAUUAGAAAUUCUUGAUUCAGCUGGCCAAGAAGAAUUUAAACCUAUGCGUGAUCAAUAUGUACGUGUUGGUGAAGGUUUUUUACUUGUUUUUUCAUUAACUGAUCGUCGUUCACUUGAAGAAUGUUAUAAAUUACAUCGUGAUAUAUUACGUAUUAAAGAAACAGAUAAUGUUCCUAUAUUAUUAAUUGGAAAUAAAUUAGAUAUACGUCAAAAUGGUAUGGAUACACAUGUACAUGCUGCAGCUACUAAUAUGCAUAUUCCAUAUUUUGAAACAUCAGCUCGAACACGUCAUAAUAUUGAUGAGAUAUUUAUUGAACUAGUACGAUUAAUAAGAAAAAAUAAAUGUCAAUAUAAUACAAAUUUAUUAUUAUCAAAACAAAAAAAUACUAGUCAUUGUUGUUCAUGUACUAUUUUAUAA
Molecule: messenger RNA, 642 nt
Organism: Adineta steineri
Lineage: Eukaryota; Metazoa; Rotifera; Eurotatoria; Adinetida; Adinetidae
Source: the annotation of a GenBank genome assembly